AUGGGGACCUACGCCUUCAAAAACAUAAUAGUCAACAAUGGGCAUAUCAGUGGGAUUGUAGACUGGGAGUUUAGUGGCUGGUAUCCGAAAUACUGGGAAUUCUCAAAAGCCCUCUAUGUUUGGAAGUGGCAAAAUGAUUGGACCGACUACCUGUUGCAGGUUCUGGAACCUUAUUAUGCUCAAUAUGGAGUCCAUAGUUUCCUGACCGAAACACUAUGGUGA
Messenger RNA from Aspergillus caelatus, 222 nucleotides. RefSeq lists its product as uncharacterized. The transcript has a single exon. NCBI's taxonomy places the organism in Eukaryota, Fungi, Ascomycota, Eurotiomycetes, Eurotiales, Aspergillaceae. The coding region runs from base 1 to 222 and encodes 73 amino acids. The record is from RefSeq and is a predicted model, not a curated record.